Molossus molossus (Pallas's mastiff bat) is the source of this 1228-nucleotide messenger RNA. It is a transcript of the gene CATSPER3, whose product is annotated as cation channel sperm associated 3. Gene Ontology annotation, molecular function: monoatomic ion channel activity. Bases 26 to 1228 code for a protein of 400 amino acids. Gene Ontology annotation, cellular component: membrane. Gene Ontology annotation, biological process: transmembrane transport; monoatomic ion transport. The transcript has 8 exons. Lineage: Eukaryota; Metazoa; Chordata; Mammalia; Chiroptera; Molossidae. The record is from RefSeq and is a predicted model, not a curated record.
GGAAUAAAAACUGAAAAUUUGGAAAAUGUCUCAACACUUAUAUCUCCCGAUCCACACAAGAGCCACUUCUAAUUCCCUGUUGGAUAAUGCAUCGAUGUUCCUCUGUGCAAGAUUCAAGACAUUUCAGAGGAAAGAUACUCAAUGUCAGGCAUUUGUGAAGAGAGUCAUCAUGAGUCGUCUUUUUAGGAUAAUUAUGAUUAGUACCAUCUCAACAAAUGCCUUUUUUGUGGUAUUGUGGACUGAUUAUAAAACAAGGUACAACCUGUUCAGACUUUUACAGAUCAUGGAGAUCAUCUUUGUGUCCAUCUAUAGCGCCGAGUUCUAUAUAAAGCUCUAUGUGGACCCCAUCAACUACUGGAAGGAUGGCUACAACCUGCUAGAUGUGUUGGUUAUCAUCAUUGUCUCGAUCCCUUAUACUCUCCGCAAGGUCAAGGGCAAGCACUUCCCCUACCUCAACAUUGCUGAUGGCUUGCAGUCCCUGCGCAUCCUCAAGCUUAUUACAUAUAGCCGUGGCAUCCGGACGCUCAUCACCGCCAUUGGGCAGACAGCCUACACUGUGGCCUCCGUGCUCAUCCUGUUCUUCAUCCUGAUGUACAUCUUCGCUGUCCUGGGCUUCUGCCUAUUUGGAGGUCCAGAUAGGGGUGACGUGGAAAACUGGGGGAACCUGGCCGUGGCCUUCUUUACGCUCUUCAGCUUGGCGACGGUUGAUGGCUGGACAGACCUGCAGGAGGAGCUGGACAAGCGGAAUCUUGCUCUGAGCCGAACGUUCACCAUCAUCUUCAUCUUGCUUGCCUCUUUCGUCUUCCUCAGCAUGUUUGUGGGUGUGAUGAUCAUCCACACUGAGGACUCCAUCAAAAAGUUUGAGCGGGAGCUGAUGCUGGAGAGGCACAUGGCACUCAUGAAAGAGAAGCAGGUGAUUGUGAGGCGGCAGCAGGAGGAGGUCAGCAGGCUGAUGCAGACAGAGAAAAACGUGGACCAUAAAAGUUUCAGUGAGCUGGUAAAGAACUUCAAGAAGACCCUGCGACACACUGACCCAAUGGUCUUGGAUGAUUUUGGCACUAGCCUACCCUUCAUCGGUGUCUACUUGUCCACUCUGGACAACCAGGAUACCACGAUUUACAAGCUCCAAGAACUGUACUACGAGAUUGUGCACGUGCUGAGCCUGAUGCUCGAAGACUUGCCCCAGAAGAAGCAGUCCCACUCCUUAGAGAAGGUUGAUGAGAAGUAG